Messenger RNA from Arabidopsis arenosa, 2029 nucleotides. The record is from the annotation of a GenBank genome assembly. NCBI's taxonomy places the organism in Eukaryota, Viridiplantae, Streptophyta, Magnoliopsida, Brassicales, Brassicaceae.
UCAUCUCUUUUCCAAUCUCUCAACAAAAAAUCCCACAACACAACCCGAAUUAAGACAGAGACAAUGGCACUACCCUUGCGCUCCAUUCUCGCUCCAAAUGAAACAGAAUUCUCCGGUGAUUUCACCGCCGAAACCAUUAUGCCGCUGAUCAAUCGGGCGCUUCCACUCGCUCGUACUCUAAACCCGCAGUUACCCCGCGUAGUCGUGGGCCGAGGAUCCUCAGGUCGGACCUUCUUAGGCGUCAAUGUGGACUUACGAGGUCUGCCUCUUCACUACUCUAUCCACGCCGAGCAGUUCCUUGUCGUCAACCUCGCCCUCCACAACGAGCGAAAACUCAACUGCUUAGCCAUCUUCGCUGGCGGCACCUUCUUCUACGCGCCAUGCGGCCACUGCUGCCACUUUCUUCAAGAAAUCCGAGAUGCGUCUAAUACCCAAAUCUUGAUCACGGACCCAUUAUUCCGCCAGAACUCCAUGCCUCUUUCGACCUUCCUUCCGCAAAAAUAUUUCUCCGUCUACAAUGAGGUCCCGGAAUACUUCGCUCGCCUUCUCGACCACAAUCGCCGUAACGGCCUCACCCUCAUUGAUCCCAAUCCCAUCAGAGAGAUCUGCGUUAAUUCCGACAGUUGUAACCAUCUAAAGUGCAGGGCUCUAAACGCGGCUAACCGAUCGUACGCGCCGUAUAGCAAUUGUCCGUCUGGAGUGGCGCUGAUGGAUCACCAAGGGAAAGUGUACAGCGGAUGGUACAUGGAAUCAGUGGCGUAUAACCCUAGUUUGGGGCCAGUACAGAAUUACAAGGAAUCUGCCGCGUUAUAUAAAUUUGCCCAAUUGGGGCCAGUACAAGCUGCACUGGUUGACUUCGUGACUAAUGGUGGCGGUCACGAGUUCGAUAAGAUAGUCCAAGCGGUGCUGGUGGAGAAGAGAGUUGCGAUGUUUAGUCAAGUGGCCAGGGCGAGGAAGAUUAUAAAGAAGAUAGCCCACGACAGCUGCGUUUUCAAAGUCUUACAUUGCCCGGAGCCGGAUAUGGAAGCAGUCGACGAACCACCGCUGCGCAAACGGAAAGUUGAAGAGACCAUCGUGUCGCAUGAUGUAGUUAGUAGCGGCUUUAUAUCGGAAGAAGAAUGGGAUUUGAUGUUGACAUACGUAUUCCGAGUAGUUUUCUUUGUGUACAAUAGUGCUAACAAUGAUUACUAUCGUGAUGCUGACAUUGUUGGCAUUUGCGCUAGAGUGGGACUCCAUUGGUACAACUUUCACAAGGGCUCAAACCUUAUGUUGAUGCACGUAGAUAAAUAUAAUUCUAGAUUCUGUGCGCUUAUGACUUACCAUAUAACUGCUGAGGCUGUUGAUCCGGACAACGACUCACAUUUCACUUUCCAGACAUGUGUUACACAAGCUACAUGUAAAAACGAUGAAGACCUGAGGAUACUGACUGAAGUUUGUAGAAUAAAACCCAAGAUUCAAGGUAUUGGAGACAAACCAAAGCGAUGGAAUGGCGAAGCAAUUGAUGAUUUCUACAAAGGCAAUCUACCUAAGUGGAUAUCGGAUGAUGCUUUGAUGCCAUGCAGUGAGCAAGAUCAGUUUUAUGAGGUGCAAGAGUCAGAGAUCCGAGAACACAACUGGCUUAAUCUAUACACUGAAAUCGCGUUAUACUCGCUGUGGGAAGGAGACUUGAGGCUCGAGUCUUGUGUGCCGCUGCAGAUUAUGAAGGUCAUUGUAGAGACUCGUGAAGCUGUUGAGUCAAAGGAAAAGUUGAUGGCUGGAAAUGCAAUCUUCUACAUUAGUUUCAGAUACUCGAAUGCUCCUCAUGGUCCACCUCAAGAUCACAGAGCCAUUGUAAGAAGAACAGUCGAUGGGAUUCCAGGACAUGUUAGUCUUGAGUUUAAGUGUUGGCUCCAGGAUCUGUGAAAAGACAAUCCAGUUCUCGAAGAAAACUAUUAUCGUCAAGUUCGUGAAUCUGGCUUCAGAUUCUUUACAUGACAUUGUUAUUAGUGUUGAGAGAGUGGCACAUUCUUUAUAAACAAGAUUUCAGAAG